Trichoplusia ni (cabbage looper) is the source of this 4080-nucleotide messenger RNA. RefSeq lists its product as uncharacterized. The transcript has a single exon. Bases 1 to 4080 code for a protein of 1359 amino acids. NCBI's taxonomy places the organism in Eukaryota, Metazoa, Arthropoda, Insecta, Lepidoptera, Noctuidae. The record is from RefSeq and is a predicted model, not a curated record.
AUGGUCGUCACCCGCAGUCAAAGUGACUUGGCUGAGUUGGAAGAGCAACGGCGGGCCCUAGAACGAAGGGACGAAGAAUUGCUGGUGUCAGUUCGUCGCCGGGAAGCGGAACGAAUCGAACGGGAGCGCUUACGACGAGUGUCGCUUAACCCUCCGGCGUCGCCACAGGCGGAGAGUAUGACCGGACCUACGACGACCACGCACGUCGCGACGGCGGGACCAUCGUCUGAGCGACGACCUACCCGAUCGCCGCCGCGGUCAGUGAGGUCCACCACCAGUGCGACGACGCGGCUACGGCUAGCCGAAUUGGAGGCAGCAGAAAAGUUGGCGAACAUUCGCCGAAAGGAACUAGAACUCGAGGCAGACUUAGUGAAGAAGAGAUUGGCUGCCGAGGUAUCAGUGAUCCAAGAUGAUCAAGAAAGCAUUCACGAUCCAAUGCAGGAAGAAUGCCAGCAAUAUAGAGUGGAUCAGUGGCUACGCACCAACCCUCUUGAGUCACGGGGGGAGGGGGGCCGUGACACAGAAACUCGCGAGGAACGAAUGCAACAGCGUUCCGACGCGCCGCGCCGAAGGUCACCUACGCCGACUAAGGCGAGGAAUAGUAUCGAGCAGCUAGCAGCGACACUAGAGAAGAUGGCUAGACCACGAAUACGCCAUACAGACCUUCCUACUUUCUCCGGUGCUGUCAGCGAGUGGCUGCCGUUCAAAGCAGCCUACUACGACACAACGAAAAUGUACUGUGUGUCGCCAUCAGAGAACCUGCAGCGGUUGAGAAGUUGCCUCAAGGGAGAGGCGAGAGAAGCUGUGGCAGCACUUCUGCACGCGGCCACCGAACCUGACACCAUAAUUAAAACAUUGGAGCAGUGCUUCGGCCGACCAGAAGUAAUAAUAGACAAGGCGCUGGAAGAAAUGAAGAAAAUGCCAAAGCCAAGUGCAUCGGCCAGCGACCUAAAUAGCUUCGCUAUAAAAGUACAGAACACGAUCUGCGUACUUAAUACCAUAGACAGAAGAGGUUAUCUGUACAACCCUUUGCUAACAAGGGAAAUACUCGAGAAGCUGAGUCCACAUCUGCGAUCACGGUGGUGCGACUUCGCCUGCGACAACGAAGGCGCAGCAGAGCCCGAGGUCGUGCUGUUGUCGCGAUUCUUGAUGCGCGAGGCGGACCGGGCGUUACGUUAUACUUACGCCCCGCCGACCAGUACCGCCCCUGCAACAGCAAGAAAGGAGACCAGGCCAGCCGUGACGUGGAAGAAGAAAACAAACGCGGUCUACAGUACGAGCGAAGAAGACUAUCAAUGCCCCUGCUGCAGACAGACUCACGUGCUGACUCAGUGCCCGAAGUACAAGGCGAUGAACGUUAAUCAACGCUGGGAAAUUGUAAAGCUACAUAAAAUUUGUUUCAAGUGCGCCCAACGCAAGCACAGGCGCAUCAAUUGCAAGGCAAGGUCGUGCGGUGUAGACCAGUGCCGCCGACCUCAUCAUGUUACCUUACACCAAGAGAGAGCAGAGUCACCCGAGGACAAGUCGGUGACGCAAAGAACACCCACGGAGCCUGCGGACAAGGAGGCGGUCAUGUCAGUGGCUACCCGAACAGCCACCGGCCCAAAGACCGUUAUGCUGAAGAUGUGUCCGGUAGUCAUCGCGGGUCCACGGGGGGAGGUGAAAACACUCGCGCUCUUCGACGAGGGAGCCACCGUUACUCUCAUCGAUGAGGACCUGGCCACGAGCAUCGGCGCUGAAGGUUCGAUGCUCCCAUUACGUAUCCAGGGGGUCAACAUGUCCUCGCAGGAGCAGAAGAGUCGAAUCGUCGAAGUACGAGUGAAGGGCGUAAGAAAGGACAGCGCGUCGCAUAAGCUUCAUGCGCGAACCAUGAAGAACCUGAAGCUUCACCGACAGUCGAUUCCCGACACCGUCCUAGAGUACGAACACCUGCGUGACCUCCCUAAGAACGAAGUAUGCUAUGAACUGACACGCCCAGGACUUCUAGUGGGGACAGACCACUGGGAGUGCAUUGUGUCCCGAGAGCUCCGAGUCGGCGGGCCGAAUCAACCAGCGGCAUCACGUACGCAACUCGGCUGGGUGAUACACGGGACGGCGCCGAGAAAAGCCAUCACCGUGAACCAAGACAAUGUGCUACACAUUGUUGAUUACGAUCAGCAGCUUCACGACUUGGUGGAAGCACAUUUUAAAAUAGAAGCGCUCGGCGUCAAACAAGAACCACGCGUGCGCGAGACCGACCAACGAGCAACCGCUAUAGUCAAGAAAACUAUUAAGAAGAUCGACGGUGGCUACGAGGUCGGACUGCCGUGGAAAUACGAUGACGUCACCAUGCCACCGAGUUAUAACGCCGCGCUGCGCCGACUGAAGGCGAUUGAAAAGAAGAUGGACGCCGCGCCUGACUUCGCCGAGCAAUACAGCACGCAAAUAAAUAAUUUGCUAGAAAAAGGAUACGCAGUGCCAUGCGAUGGUACAGUAGUAAGAAGCGCCGUUUGCUGGUACCUACCUCACUUCGCUGUGAAGAAUCCGAAUAAGCCAGGCAAGCAACGGCUAGUGUUCGACGCUGCGGCGAGAAGCCACGGCGUGUGCUUGAACGAUAGGCUUCUGGAAGGCCCGGACUUGUUGCUGUCACUCCCGGGAAUAAUAUACAGGUUCCGGGAGAAGGCGAUAGCCGUCACCGCCGACAUACAGGAAAUGUUCCUGCGCAUUAAGAUCCGACCGGAAGACCAACCGGCGCAGCAAUUCCUGUGGCGAGGCGACAACAGAACAGAGCCUCCGCGCCGUUACAAGAUGACCAGCAUGAUUUUCGGCGCGGCCAGCUCACCAUAUAUGGCUCACUACGUGCGUGAUUAUAACGCAGACAUGCACAAGAUUGAAUACCCGCGUGCAUUGGAUGCCAUAAAAAGGAGCCAUUAUAUGGACGACUUAGUUAUCAGUUAUGACACCGCAGAGGAAGCUACGAAAGCGAUAGAAGAGAUACGUAAGGUACACGUAGUCGCCGGUUUCACUCUGCGAGGAUGGAGCGCCAGCGACGCGACGGUACUGACCGACGUACCACAAGAGCUGCGCGCCGCCACACCUACGCAGCUGGGAGGAGAAGGCACGACGAAUAAAAUACUCGGACUGUACUGGUGCGCCGCACGGGACGAGCUCGGCUUCAACACGGCCAUGAACCGAGUUCCGUCCGCCGUACGAGAUCGAAUACGUGCGCCGACCAAACGAGAAGCACUCAGCGCCGUGAUGUCGAUCUACGACCCUCUCGGACUGCUGAGCCACUACACCGUCCGAGCGAAAAUAGUCCUCCAGAGUUUGUGGCGCCUCCAAAUCACCUGGGACGAGCCGAUACCGGAGGGAGAGAACGAGCUCUUCGCAGCAUGGCUUGCUCAACUCGGAACUAUCGCACAAAUCCGACUGCCCAGGUGCUACGCCCCGAGAAAGUAUGAAGACCUGGAACUACACGUUCUAUGUGACGCAAGCGAACAGGCUUACGCGACCGUCGCCUAUUGGCGACAUGAAAACUGUAACGGAACCGUGAGCGUCAUGAUAGUCGCCGCCAAGGCUAAGGUGGCACCGAAGAGGACGCAGACGAUUCCUAGGCUGGAGCUGCAAGCAGCAGUCAUCGGAGCUAGACUCGCCGAUACCAUUCGUAAGGAACACCGAAUAAGAAUAACCCGAACAGUGUAUUGGACAGACUCCUCUACAGUAGUACAUUGGAUUCAAAACGACGCGCGACGCUACACGCCAUUCGUCGCGCACCGGCUGGGUGAGAUUAGUGAGCUUACCGCUAAGGAGGAGUGGCGUUGGCUACCUACAGACCUCAACGUAGCCGACGACGCCACACGACUCACCAACGCGCCGAUCUGCGCGACCGACCGAUGGUUUAGGGGCCCCGGCUUUCUACACCUGCCAGAAGAGCAAUGGCCCCAGAAAGGACCAUGCGAUGAAGAACAGGACCAGGAGGUGUUACAUAUCACCGACGGUCCAACGACCGAGAGCUGGCUACCCGAUCCUGCCCGCUUCUCGAAAUACGAGACGUUAGUGAGGGCCACAGCGAGAGUGCUGGCGUUCACUGACAUCUGCUGA